AUGAAUGGAAGUGCAGAAGUAAGCCAAGACUCCUCAAGCUGCCCCUUUUUUGGGAAAAAUAUACAAAAUGGUACUACUGAGCUUAACAAAUUUCACAUUUUGGAUGAAACCGAGGGAAACGAUGACUCUGAGAACUCAGCAGACUUCGACUCUGAUAUUCCAGAUGAUGAAAUUGAAAAAAUGUUGGAAGAGGCUUUAGAAAAGCGAAAGAGAAAAGCAGCAGAAGCCGGUUUAGAUGAAGAAGAAAUUCCAUUUGAAGAAAAAAACAAGAUCCUCUUAAUUGAAAAAGGACAAAACCACUUCGAUGUUCUUCCAGAAGGGUGGAUUCAAGUAACUCACAAUAGUGGAAUGCCUAUUUAUUUACAAAAAGAUUCUAGGGUUUGUUCAUUAUCUAGGCCUUAUUUUCUAGGUCCAGGUUCAGCUAGAAAACACCAUAUACCGGUUAAUGCCAUACCAUGUUUAAACUACAGAAAAGCUAUAGAAAAAGAAGAAUCAGAGUCCAAAGAACCAGAAACUAAUAAUCAUUGCGAUCAGAGCUUUCCUAAUGCUAAGAUCGAAACUGUUCAGGAGAAUCUUCAAAUGCAGAACCUCCCUCCUGAACAGGUUCGGGAGUAUUGUGAGAAACUGUUUAAAUUCCAAACCAUGAAAGUAUUGAGAUUUAAAUCUUGGUCCGAAAGGAGAAAAUUUACAAAACGAUUAAAACAAAAAAAGCAGUUACAACGACUUACACUUCCAGAUGGUACCAAAUUAAUAACUUUUCCAAUCAGAAAAUCAGAUAGUUCAGAAAAUAACACAAAUUCUAAAAAAGAAUGGGUCAUGAACCCCAACGGAAAGUCAUAUGUGUGCAUUCUUCAUGAAUAUGUUCAACAUGUUUUGAAGAAGCAACCCACAUAUCAAUUUACCGAACUAGAAAAUGCCGCAACUCCUUAUGCUGCAACAGUUAUUAUCAAAGAUAUGAGAUACGGAGUUGGAUACGGGACCAGUAAAAAGCAAGCCAAAUCUGACGCAGCCAAGGCUACCUUAGAAAUCCUUAUUCCGGAAAUGAAAUCAAAAAUUGUUCCUGAUAAUCAAACAGGGGACUCUACGAAAAAAGAUAAAGAUCAAGAUCUGUCUUUCUUUGACGAAAUACGAGUAGAAGAUCCCAGAGUUUUUGAAUUUUGUGCCAAAACUACCGAGCCAGCUCCUUACGACAUACUUUUGACUUGUCUUCAGAGAAAUUUCGGCUUAGACGAUCUUCAAAUUAGUUAUCAAGGAAAUACUACCAAGUCCCAUGAAUUCACCAUGACUGUAGGUAAACACACUGCGACUGUAUCUUGUAAAAAUAAAAGGGACGGCAAACAGAGGGCAUCUCAAGCAAUACUUCAAGCACUACAUCCUAGCAUUACUUCAUGGGGUUCCCUUUUGCGGCUCUACGGAAACCAUUCGAUCAAGAGCUUCAAAGAGAAGAAAUUAGAAGAGCAAGAGAUUACUUCUCUGCAGAGUAAAGCGGCUGUCAAUCAACCAAACUAUGCCAUUUUGUCAAAACUAAAUAUAGAACUAGGUAAAUUAAGGGAAAAGCGUAAGGCCAUACAGCCGAUCGGUGUAUUAGAUACCGAUGGAACUGAAGUAGUUGCGCCGUUGUCUACUUCUAAUUUGCAUAAUUUAGCUGUGUAAUCCUAGACAUUGUAGUAGGUCGUCCAAAAUAUAAUUGGUAAAUAUUCGAAAAAAAUCAGCCACACAACAAAUUACUAUAUGUAAUAUAUUAUACAUUCCAAAGCAUCUCGACUCAUACAAGCAACAUUUCCAUGUACGUUAUAACACAACUAUUCGUCAAAAAAAACAAAGAUCAACUAUUCUUGAGAUCUAAGAGAUUAUUAAAACGUGUGUUCUGAUAUAAAAUUUUUCUGAUUUCUGAAAUUCUGAUUUUUUAAAAAAAAUUUUUAAUCCCAAGCCAAAAAUAGAUCACUAAAGAAAGGCAAUUAGCCGAAACAGCUGUAGUGAUAAGAUUUAAAAUAAAUUUUGUGGAAGUUUGAAAACAAAGUUUUCAGUGUUUUAUUGUUACAUAAAAUGAAUUUCCAUCAAGUAACGGUCGAAUCCAUCAAUUAUUUAAAAAUAUUAUAGAUAGAAUGUGGAAGUAAGUGGGUAUAACAUUUUAGGACCAAAAAUUUGCGUUUGCGAAAUUUUUUCAAUUUUUACCAUUAAUAUUAUUGGACAUCCACUUAAAUUAUUUUCAAAUUAUUAUCUUUUUAACUCACCUAUACAGUAAUUUCGUUAUGAAUACCUGGAUAAAAUGCAAUUAUCACCCUUCUUCAACUUAAAUAAAUAUAUUUGUACGAAAAUUUAUUUGAAAUUAAAGUAGAUCAAAUUAUUAGUAGAAUAUAGUAAAAUAUUCAAAAUUAGGUUGAUAUAAUUAUCGGAGAAAGAAAUCAAGGUUAUUUUAAAUCAAUUAACAGUCAUUUUGUUAAUAAAACGUGACAUCUGCAGCAAAAAUAUAAAUUAAAGAAUGGAAAAAAAACUAUUUUGGAAGUGUGUAAAAAAUGUAAUUCCUAGCUGAGCAAUUUCGGUUUACAAACUCAUCCUCAGAGCUAUGGUCAAGUGUAUAAAGUACCACUACUAAAGAGAGGUGCCAUUGGCGAAAAAAUAUAAAAUUUUUCUUUAACUCUUUCGUUCACGAAUUAAAUUUCUUUAAGCUAAAAUAAGCUAAUUAGUUUUAAGCCGGAUUUAUAAACGGACAUAAACAUAAUUUUAGUCUUUAACCAUAAUCUUAUUAUAUAAGCAUAAUGUUGAAAGUUAAUAAAUAAAUGUACCCAUUUAAAAGCAUUCAUAAUACAUAAAACAUAAAUUUAGUCCUUAAAACGUGACAUUCAAAGUUGGUAACUUUUAACAUUUAUGAAUUAAGUAUUAAACAUUAUGGAAUUGUUGGAACAUGCGCAUGCGUAAUCUAACGUAAAAAAUUAAAGAACUGUUCCUCAUCCCAUUCCUUAUCACGCUUUCUAUUUAUGGGUCUUACACUAUACCUUCUUACUCUUCUGCUUGUUAAGAACUCUGGCAGAUAUAGUCGCUACAAUUGUUAAAUAAAGUGGGACUGCUGCCAUGGCCAAAGUAACUUUUCUAUUAAUCUUCAUAUUUAUUUAAAAUUAUUUCACUUUUCUAUGAAUCUAAAGACCAGAAUAAAUUCUUCAAGAUCUAUAAAAAUUUGGUUAGGUUUGUAUUUUCUGAAGUAGUUUUUAAAUAUUAUGGUUAGGUAUUAUGUCUAGUUAAUCUUAAAUCUUGUGAAUUAUGAUUGUGGUUAAAGUUAUGUUUAUGACUUAUGAUUAUGUACUAUGUCCGUUUAUAAACCUGGCUUUACAUUUUCAAAAUUCACAGUUUGGGCACUACAAGAUGUCCUUAUUUGAGGAUAUCGUGUGCCAAUGGAGGAGUAAAAAUGUUACGAAUGGCCUCUUUUUCUUGUAGGCAUUUUCAUGUUUGUCAACAGAAUUUCUUAGACAUUCUGAAAUUAGAAAAUCUAGACCUUUUUGUCCCUAGAACAAACCAUUUUGUCAUAAUGACCUCUCCAUCACCACUAAUUAAUUCUUGGCUUGAUCUCUGAUCUAUCAUCUCUACCUUUCUUCAUUUCGCUAUCUGACAAAAAUGGAGUGCCUUUGCCUUUGGUGCCUUUCUCUCAAAUAUUGGAAUACAUUAUAAUUACUGAAGUAGUUGUCAUAGUACAGCUGAAAACCAAGUGUGGUUAUUCUUUUGAUAGAGCCGUAACCACAGACCCGCCCAACCCAAAUAUAAGCGAUUCUGUUUCAUCCAAUUCAGUAGUUGCUCUUUGAUAUGUUAUGAACAGCCCAGUGCUCCUGGUUAAAAGCUUAAAAUCUUUAACGCAAAGAUUUUAAUACCCCAAGGUUUCAGUUUAUUUACAACAUAUUGUUUUAUGUUUAUCUGUCCCUUAAAUGACACUAUCUGUUCAUCUAUGCAGAGCUGCAUUUCUAGAGGCAAGGAAAGGCACUUUAUUAUUAUACAAUUAUACAGUGGCCUCACUCUCCAGUCUGUCGUUAUCAGCGUGAUUGUAUUCAUCAAUGUCAACAAAAUUUAAAUUUUGGCGAAGUUUACAGAAUCUGUUGAUAGACCUGUUGAAUUUCUAGUUUAGGUUCCCAGUAUUCUAGGAUAAUGCAAGCUACCCAUAAAAAUAUGCAUUCCUACAACUGUUUUCAUUUCCUCAGCUGAAGUGGAAGAAAAACUAUUGGCUUUUGUGACAGCAUACUAAUUAGUAUAUGUCGCCAUUUCUUCAUAAGAUCAUCAGUAAAAUAUUGAUGAAACAAUAAUAAAGACUUUCAAGUUCAAAGACGUUAGAAAGGUUUGUUCUGUUUGAAAAGUUUAUAACUUCCUCGUGCCAAUGUAUAUCUGGGGUUAACUAUGUAAUGAUCUUUCUCCACUUGAUAUCUCUUUUUUUGUUAGAUCGUUGUUUUCCAUAAAGUCAUUUAUUCUCUUCAUUUUACUUUGUUUUUACUUCAUUUUACUUUGCGGUUCUUCUUCUUCAUGAACAAGCUCUAUUGCUUCAGAUUCUUCAGCUUCCUGCUCUUCAACAUAACCUUGAAAUUUUAGUCCUGUAAACUGCUCCUCAACAUUAUUAUGUUCAUUUGCUUGUUCUUCCCAACCCCCAUCUUCGACUUCGUUGCUCAUAUAUUCAAAAUCAGAUAACCCUUGUUCGAUUAACCACAACAGCUUCUCGUAAGGGCUUGCUUGAACUAAAUUUUCUAGUCUUAUUCUAAAAUAUUUAAUUUUUUUUAUACUAUAUACAACAAGAAAUGGGGUUAUGUUGACUUGAAAAUGAAUCUUCGUUGACUCAUAAUGUCCAUAAACGAGUAAACACUUUUCAGAAAAUCCGUAGUAGAUAAUUUUAAGCAAAACCGCUAUUAAGAAUAGUGUUUUCACCAAAUUCUAUUCAUCAACACCAUGCGACACAUGCAAUACCAAUUGUUCACAUUUAUAAUGAAAGAAACUCAAAUGAAUUGGCUCUGUACACACCAGUCUAAGUAACUAUGGAAACCUAUAUUUCAACAAAUUAAAUAUUUUGUUCAAAAGCCGUUAGAUGACAGCACAAUUACUCAUUUUACGGAAUAGGAUGUCCAUAAUCAGGAAUUCGACAAGGGUAGAAACACAUGGAGCUACAUACAAAAAAAUUAUAGAAUAGGUUGUCCUCAAUUUAUAGAGCACAAAAACAUAAAAGACAGCACAUUAGACUUCACAAAAAACUCAUUAAAACAUUUGUUUAUGGAAGGGUGUAAGAACCCGACAAUUUGGAUGGAGUUGAAGCAGACAACUAUGUUCAACAGCGUCAGAAUCCGGCCCCAUUGUUUUUAUUCACCAAUUUACUAUAACCAUAGCAUUAGUGGUUUCUAAGAAGUUGAUAACCAACGAUUUACUCUUAGAUUAUUGAUUUCUAAAAUCUAAAGAUUAGGUUCUAAAGUAAAAUCUAAAGGUUAAGUAAUAUAAUGAUGCAAUGAGUAUAAUAGUCACUUUUAUAGAUUUUACAAACAACUGAAAAAACAAUGUAAAGUACAUAGAUACCAAAAUAAACAAUACCUUUACCUAUUAGAAACAAACAUUUUUAAAGGACCAUUUUAUCAACAUUUCAAUUCAGCUUAUUUCAAACGUGAUUGAUUAAUUUUUGUCCAGAUGUUUAUUUCGAUUUAAUCAUUGUAAUAGAAUAAUUUGGCCUGUUUAUUGUUAAUUGAUGUGCCAUUGAUGUAUCUAUACAUACAAAACUAUUAUAUUUCUUUGUAACAUACAAGUAUCACUGUACUAUUAUAUUACAUAAAGUUGUGGUGGGCACUUUUCGAUUAUCACUAUUUUGUGUAAUUUUACAUUUUUUACUUCUGAUAUCAGUGUCGUAUUGUGGAAUACCCAAUUGUCUAAAGUGGAAGUAAAUAUAUUUAUGUAUAUUCUCAGUAUAUCCCAUUUCCAAGUAUAACAUUGAAACUAAUGUUACAACGUAUAUGAUCAGUUCUUCGAGUUCCGAGCCUGUAUUUGAUGUUUCCCCGCACAGUCGCUUAUUCAGAUGUUAAGAUACAAGUAACUUAAUAUUAAGUGUCUAUUACAAUUUUUUAUGCGUCUAUAAGAAAUAUCUACAGACUGUACCUUAUGAGAAAGUAUUUACCGAGGUUGAAUUAUUUCUGUUUGGUGGUUAAAAAGAUUUCCUAGUUAAUUUUUAAAAAAUUGGUUUUGUUGUUUAAAAUUUAGAAAUCAGUAUGACACAUUAUUAUUUCCGGCAUCAAAUGUUCGGCAUAUAUAGAAUCUGCUCUAGUGAUAAUAAAGUUUCUUUUUUGAUGAUAUAAACAUAAAUAUUUGUUUCGACCUAAUAUGCUAUUCACCUAUUGUAACUUAGUAAUAAGUAAUGCCUUUUGUUAUCACAGAUAUUUUUAAAUCAUUGACUGAUGGCAGCUGUUUUAAGUUCUUCUGUGUUAAGUAAAUAAAAUCUACAUUGC
This is a messenger RNA of Diabrotica balteata, 6449 nucleotides long. The record is from the annotation of a GenBank genome assembly. NCBI's taxonomy places the organism in Eukaryota, Metazoa, Arthropoda, Insecta, Coleoptera, Chrysomelidae.